AUGUGUCAGCACCCACGAAAACCCAGCACUCCGGGCGGGCGGCUUUGGGAUCGGCUGACUACAUCCAGCUCAGAGGCAGAGUUGAGGACAGUUGGAAUGUCACCCCUCUUGGCUUUGGGGCUCCUGGUGGCUGGGCUCUGCCCCGCUGUCCGCUGCCUCCUGGGGGGCAGGCUUGGCCCCGAGAUAGCCACCCAGGAGGUCCAACACACGGGGCCACCCUUGGACAGCCUCCGAUUGGCCUCCAGCAACACGGCCUUCACCUUCAGCCUCUACAAGCGGUUGGCUUCAAAGACCCCCAAUAAGAACAUCAUCUUCUCCCCGCUGAGCAUCUCCACCGCCUUGGCUUUCCUAUCCCUGGGGGCCCGUGGCACCACCCUCACGGAGAUCCUCGAAGGCCUCAAGUUCAACCUCACGGAGACCCCCAACACGGAAAUCCACCGGGGCUUCCGGCACCUUCUGCAGAGCCUCAGCCGGCCCAGUGACGAGCUACAGCUGAGCGUGGGCAAUGCCAUAUUUGUCAGCGAGGGGCUGAAGCUGCUGGAGAAGUUCAGGGAAGAUGCCAGGGCGCUCUACGCCUCCGAGGCCUUCUCCACCAACUUCCAGGACUCGGCUGCCGCCGAGAAGCUUAUCAACGACUUCGUGAAGAAUAGGACCCAGGGGAAAAUUGCGGACUUGGUCAAGGACCUUGACCUGCACACAGCAAUGGUCCUGGUGAACUACAUCUUCCUUAAAGCCAAAUGGAAGACGCCCUUCGACCCCCACAAUACGUUCGAGGCGAAGUUCCACGUGAGCAAGAGGAGGAGGGUGACGGUGCCCAUGAUGGACCUCGAGGACGUGGCGGUGCCUUACUUCCGGGACGAGCGGCUGGCCUGCACCGUCGUGGAGCUCCAGUACGCCAGCAACGACAGCGCGCUCUUCGUUCUCCCCGACGAGGGCAGGAUGGAGGCCGUGGAGGCCGUGCUGCAGCCAGAGACGCUGAGGGGGUGGAGACACUCGCUGCGGCUGAGGUGGAUAGACAACCUGUACCUGCCCAAGUUUUCCAUCUCCAGCAGCUAUAAUCUGGAAAGCAUACUCCCCCAGCUGGGCGUGACGAAAGUCUUCACCAACCAGGCCGACCUGUCGGGAAUCACGGGGGAGAGGAACCUGGCAGUUUCCCAGGUGGUCCACAAGACCGUGCUCGACGUGACGGAGGUGGGCACGGAAGCAGCGGCGGCCACGGGAAGCAAAAUUAUGUUGAUGUCUGGAAAAAUUGGCCCACUGACCACUGUGAGCUUCAACAGACCGUUUCUGCUGUCCGUACUCAGCAAAGACACCCAGGACAUCCUCUUUUGGGGCAAAGUCGCCAACCCCAAUCAAGCCUAGGGCCCCCCCUCUGAGGUGCCGGGCGCCCGGGUCUCCAGACGCAGCCUGGCCUCUGUGCACCAAGGAGCCACAUGCCAGGCCCUGCCUGGCUCAUCCUUUAGACGGUGACAGUGACUCUGCCUGGUGGCUUCCACCUGCACAGGGAGCCUGUGGACUUUUUGAUCGGAGGCUCUGAGACCUCCAGACAGCAAUAAGCCACCUUUCUCGGA
This is a messenger RNA of Neofelis nebulosa (Clouded leopard), 1571 nucleotides long. RefSeq names its product serpin family A member 3 (gene SERPINA3). Bases 1 to 1362 code for a protein of 453 amino acids. NCBI's taxonomy places the organism in Eukaryota, Metazoa, Chordata, Mammalia, Carnivora, Felidae. Gene Ontology annotation, biological process: negative regulation of endopeptidase activity. The record is from RefSeq and is a predicted model, not a curated record. The transcript has 5 exons. Gene Ontology annotation, molecular function: serine-type endopeptidase inhibitor activity.